Dreissena polymorpha is the source of this 18590-nucleotide messenger RNA. Its product is annotated as sacsin-like. The record is from RefSeq and is a predicted model, not a curated record. Gene Ontology annotation, molecular function: Hsp70 protein binding. The transcript is spliced from 9 exons. NCBI's taxonomy places the organism in Eukaryota, Metazoa, Mollusca, Bivalvia, Myida, Dreissenidae.
CUGCAACUGUCAUAUUAAGACUUAAAUAUAAACAUUUCAGGAUGCACUGUUAAUUACGAACCUACAUACCAGUCGAUUUGAACUAUAUUUACCAGUCGAAUUGAACUUUAUAAACAUAUGAUGAACCAUUUUAACAAUUACUAUCAACACAAUUGACGGACAAAUAUAGUUUUGAAAUCGAAAGUAAAAGUACCACUAUUUGGAUGACGCUUCGGCGUUUAUAGUCGGUUAGAAAGACAUAUUUUAGUGGCUAUCAAUUUGAAAUCACGGACUGUUUAUCAAGUGAUUACAGCCCAUACUGCUAAGCGUAUUUUCUAAGCAGCGGGGACAAUGAACAUUAGGUCCAUCGGGACAAAGCGGCACAAACCAAAUUUAAGAUGGAAUCAUCUACUGAACGAAAAGUCGUGCUCAAACGAAAAAUGUCCGACCCGUGUGAAGCACAUGGCUCGGGUCCAAAAAAGAAGAAGAAAGGACCAGAUUACUACUGCAUGGUUCAACCUCCUUUGACCAAACAGUUGAAGGGAAUAUUAGCAGAAUACCCUGACGGUGGUCAAAUACUGAAAGAACUGAUUCAAAAUGCAGAUGACGCAGGGGCAAAUGCAAUCAAAUUUCUUCUCGACAGUCGAAGAAUUAACAGAGAUGUUUCUGGUGAAACACACGUUUUUACAAAAUUCUUCCAGGCACCAGCGUUAUGUGUUUACAACGACGCCGAGUUUACCGAAGAGGAUUGGCGUGGAAUAGUUAUGGUGUACAGCAGCGUCAAGGAGAAUGACAGACUGAAAGUCGGGAGAUUCGGACUCGGUUUCAAAUCUGUGUUUCACAUCACAGAUCAUCCUUGUAUAAUUAGUGGUGACAGAAUUAUUCUCAUGGAUCCUCAACAAGAUGCAAAUAAAGUCAAUGCUAGCGUUCUGAUUAAAUAGCUAGAUGAAAUUGAAGGCAUAGAUCCAUUUGACUUUUUCGAAGCAUUCGACAAUAAAUUUGGAGUAGACGAGAUUUCAUUCAUACAAUCCGGUCAUUUUAAAGGUACACUGUUUUGGUUUCCACUGCGAGAAAAAGAAUCCGAACUUUCUGACAAUCUGUACGACUCUGAAAAGGUUAUGCAUUUAUUUAAAAGCGUUCAGUCAGAGGCGUCAAGUAUUUUACUUUUCCUAAAGCAUCUUACCACCAUUCGUUUAGAAAUCACGUCACCUACAACACAGAAUGAGCUGUUUGCCGAUGUUAGUAUAGAAAAUGCAACGCAAGUCAAGAAUGAGCGCGACAAACUGUUAUCCGAAUUUAAGCAAAUGGGUAAUUCAGACAAAGACCUUACUAGUUCCUAUGAAAUGAAAAUUGAAACAAAUAUAGCGAGUACAAACUGUAUUCAAGUUUCAGAAUGGUUGGUUGUCAACUGUAUUAUCGGUGAUUCGGCGUCAAACGAAUUUAAAAGACUGAUUCAAAGCAAGCAAAUCGGACUAAGUCCGUUUGUUGGUAUGGCAAUACCUUUACAUCAAGCUGAGCGAAUCGAUGGCCAUGUUUUUUGUUUUCUUCCACUUCCUAAGGAAGGAUCAAAGUUGACAGGACUUCCUUUUCACGUCAAUGGGCAUUUUGCUUUAAGUCAAAACCGUCACCAUAUUAAAUGGGCAACUGAUGAUCAAAACCACAAAUAUGUUAACGAUGAUAUACUUUGGAAUGAAAAAAUGUUGGAAGAAGCUUUAAAAUUAGCAUUUAAUUUGUUGUACGAAAAAGCAAUUGAAAGUUCAGUGUCUCGUUUAAAUACCCUAGACAGUGUCAAGUCUGUUUACGACAUCAUACCAGACAUUCAAUCGGUGAAUGACAAAAACUGGAGAAUGUUUGUUGACGCUGCAAUAGGAAGCAGAGAGAACAAAUCUCUUGUUUUCUGUCAGUAUACCGGUAAAUGGAUACAAUUAUCAGAAGCAACGUUUACAUCAUUUAAUGCGUUGCCCACCGCAUACAAACAUUUGAAACAUGUGCUUCGGAGAGUCAUUGGUGACAUCGGGCUAAGCCCUGUUGAUGCUCCAGAAGGUGUUUUAAAUACUUUAAGGGCAAUAUUUCCUAACCAUGUUGUUGAUAUAUCAACCACAAAAAUUAUUGAACUCUUGCACAAUUCGAAAAGCUAUAUAAAUUUAGAUGAUGACAAGAAAUUUGCUCUUCUAGCCUAUCUCACGAGUGACAUGCGAGACAUUAAACAAUUAGAUGGUUUAAAAUUAUUGAAAUUAGCAUCAGGAAAAUGGAAACAAUUUGACAGAAUUAAGCCACUAUACAUUGUGACAGAAGAAGAACUUAAAAUGUUUCCUGGACUUGAAAAUCGAUUUGUAGACCCAACAAUGAAAUCCGAUUCGUCAACAGCCAAAGCACUAGACUGGAUUUUCGAUCAGCAUUAUUUCGACGUGACAAUACUGAACGACGAAGACAUGAAAACAAUGCUGAUAGAAAUACAAGAAACUCAUCUUGGCUCCACCCGCAUAAUUGACACAAAGUCGACACUGUCAACGCAGUGGCUGACAUCUGUGUGGAACGCUAUAAGAGGACGAGACAUCCGACAUUUUGCCGAUCAGCCUUUAUUUCCCAUCUUAUUAAGUGGGACAUUUCAAUCGUUAGGCAAAAUUCAGCUUGUUGAAUUACAAAAGCCUUUACUUUUGAAAGCACAUGACGAGGAGAUAACACUAAGUAGCGAUCUGGAAUGUUGUUUGAAGUUGCUUGGGAUUACCGUAAUACCAGAAUUACCAAGCUGGAUAUCAUUUGAAAUUGUAAAAGAUUUUAUUGGGAUUCCAUCUCAGCAAUAUAUAUUAACUCUUCUUGAAAAGCAGUCAAAUUGCAUAGACCAAACUUUAAUUGACAAAUUUAAUGCCGGAGUUACAGAGUCUAACAUCAAUGGAUUUAUUGCUUUCCUUGCGCAAUGUCCGUUUUAUCCCGGUAAUACAACGGAACUGUUGUCUAGAUUGAAUAUAUUUAGAUUAAUUGAAACAACAGCUCUGAGCUCAAAGCGUGUCAACGUACAAAGCAUAACAUAUUACAUACAUGAAAAUGACAAAUGCUUUCCAGCAGUAGUAAUAUUUCCUGUAAAAUGUGUUGUCGUAAAAGAUCUAGAGGAGCAUGCUGUUUCGAAACUUGGUCUUAAAAAGCUAUCGGCAGCUGAAUUCAUGGAAAGGAAAUUACAAAAUUUAUGUGAUGCAACUGAAAAAUUACGUGUUUUAACGUUCUUUCUAAAACACUUUGAAAGUUUUGAACGUCUCCGCGAUAUUGUAAGAAAACUUCCAUUCAUUUUAAAUGAUGCAAAUGAAGAAGUAAAGAUAACUGAAGUGUUUGACCCUUCAGAUCGGUUUCUUUGUAAAUUGUUUGCUGACGAAAAUGAUAGAUUUCCUAAGCAUUUUGAUCAGUGGGAAGCGUUUCAUCCACAGCUCUUAAUAUUAGGAAUGAAAGGAGUUAUUGAUAUUACACCCGAUGAUGUGUACGAUGUUGCUAAACACAUUGACAAAAAUAAAACAACUGAAAUAGUUGAUAAAGCAAUGGCAUUACAAACCUUUCUUAAACAAAAUCCACAUUUUCUAAACCGAACAUGUAGAUCAAGUGGAGCAUUAGGGCAGCUAAUUGGGGAACUAUCCUGCUUUGUGUUCUAUUCUCCUAAAACUGAUGAUAUCAUAUCUCAGGUGUUUCCUCGUGACCUAAAAUGGUUUUCAAAUGGCUGCGCCGUGUGCCCACCGAAACAAAUGAAAAAUUUGAAAAAAUACUGGCAGAUUGUUUCGACUUCUUUACCUCUUUGUGAUUUAUUAUCACCGGAACUGAGUUCGUAUUACGAUUGGAAUGAUCCGCCACCUUCAAAAGCUGUGUUGCGUCAUCUCAAAAAUAUCAAACACUGUCGCAUCACACCCACUGAGAGAAUUAAUUUUGCGCCCAUAAUCAAAGCUGUGUAUGAAUUUCUAGAAAAUAAUUUUACAGAAAGUGUUAAAGAGUCAAUUGUUUGCAAUGCUUUGGUUUGGACAGAUGAAACAUUUAUAACCCCAUCUAACGUGGUAGUACAUAGCAAUAUGAAUGAUCUCCAGUUAAAACCAUACUUUUAUUUUUUACCUGAAAACCUUUUGUCGUUAGAAACCUUUUUUCGUCAGUUAGGUUGUCCUGAUUGCCAGGAUGAAUACGUUCUAGCAAGUGUAUUAAGUUAUAUUCAGAAAAAGUACCAAACUGCAAUGGUCACUCCCCUUGAAACCAGUUCGGAUUUUAAGAUUUCUUUGCAGGUGCUAAAACGACUGGCUGACAAAAAUCUAGAUAAGGAGUGGAUGAAUAAACAUGUAAUAGUUCUUAUUGAGUCAGACAAUGAAACCGCUAUAGAAUUUGCACCGUUAUCAAAGUGUUUCUAUGAUGAUGAUACUUGCGAGGAUACUGAAGCCGGUAUAUACGACUCUAGCAUAAGUCUUGUUCAUUCAGACAUUUCAUACGAAAUUGCAAACAAGUUAGGCAUACCGUCUUUUAAUCGUCGUACUCUUAUGGAUGCAGACAAUAUUGAGGAAUGGGGGCAACAAGAAAAGUUUACAAGGCGUUUAAAAACACUUUUAGAUGAAGGAUAUACAGAUGGUAUUUCAGUUGCAAAAGAGCUCCUUCAAAACGCGGACGAUGCUGGUGCUACACAAUUGUGUUUUGUAUAUGACAAAAGGAAACACUUGGAAUUUCGAAAACGAUUAAUAAGCAAACAUUUGGCCGAUUUUCAAGGCGAAGCUCUGUGGUGCUACAAUGACCAAGUAUUUUCGGAGAAGGAUUUCACCAAUAUCAAACAAUUCAACGAAUCUCUUAAAAGGAGUGACACGUCAACAAUCGGCAAGUUUGGUCUAGGAUUCACGUCUGUUUACAAUUUAACAGAUCUCCCUAGUUUUAUAUCCGGAAACCACAUGAUAAUGUUUGAUCCUCAUGAGAAAUAUUUAGAAGAUGAUCUAAACAACAAAUCACCACGAGGGAAAAAGAUACCCCUGUCAAAGCGAGCCUUGGUGAAAAGACAUGUUGAUCAGUUUAAACCAUUUGAAGGCUUAUUUGGUUGUAACGUCACCAAAGAUCCAUUUACACCGUUUUCGGGUACGUUGUUUCGCUUUCCGUUAAGAACAUCGAAACAAUCGGAUGAAAGUGAUAUUUCAAAUAAAGUGUAUAAACAUCAAAAUGUAGUAGAUUUGCUAGACUUACUUAUUCGGAAUGCCGACAUGCUGUUGUUGUUUACUCAGACGGUAUCUACCAUCAAAAUUUUGUAUGUUGAAGAAGGAGCUUCAGUCGGGGAAAUACAAGAAAUAUAUGAAAUCCACAAGGAUGUUUUCAAGCGUGAUAUGGCAAUGUUUUCAGAAGUGACUUACAGUAUUUUGCGACGUGCUGCGAAAGAGAAUAAAAACAAAGAUGGUCAAGAAUUAGCAGAGAUGCAUGAUGUUCGGAUUCAACAAACGUUUCAAAAUGGCAAUACAUUGUUCCCACAUAAAUCUCUACAAUGCUCAGACGCCACUUGGUUAAUUACAUGGUUCAUGAACAGCGCCAAUAAGGACGAUGAAAUAGUUUCCCCUCCUCUUGUCGCUAUUGCCACACCGUGCAUAAGCACAGAUGAUAUUACUCCGCAGGAUUUCAGUGUCGUACAUUCCGGAACUUACAUCACGGGUCAUGUAUUUUGUUUUUUACCAUUACCGAUAGUGACGGGAUUGCCUUUCCAUAUAAACGGCUGCUUUCAUGUUUCAUCCGACCGUAGAAUGUUAACCCUGACGACGGAAGAUGACCAGAGCGAUGGUCAUCAAUCCAAACAAAGUAAUUGGAAUAUAGUGUUAUUUCAAUUCUCUUUAGUAAGAGCUCUCUUGAAACAUAUAUAUGAAACUAACUCAAGUUCAAAAUACCCUUACGUGUUGUGGCCCAAUAGGCCCAAUGAGACUAUACCUGAAUCGGUCAAAUCUUUGGUGUCCCAUUUUUACAGAACAGUGGUUAACUCGAAUCCCAAUCCUAAAAUAUUCAAAGGUAAUGAUGGGUUUCUUUCGUUUGAUGAAAUAUCAAUAAUUGAUCCAGUUGUCUUAAAGGACCCAGACAUUGGAUAUGCGGUCUUACAGUUCAUAACGCAUGUUCCAAUAGACGACAAAAAAGCUACCGUAAAUGUUCCAGACUUCAUCGCAAACAACCUCAGAUAUUUUAAUACAGAUAGACAGCUGUAUAUAGAAGGAGCAUUUAUUCAAAUGAAAGAAAUACUGCUUCAUUUCUUAAAAAACGUAAAUAAAGAGUAUUGGGCUGACAAUUAUAUGGAGUACAGUAGGUUUCUUCGAUGCGCUAUAAUGUUGGAAGACGACGCAAUUUCCACAUGUUUACAAACGACUUGUUGUAUAAGAACAGCACCGCAUGGAACAUUACGAAUGGUAAAAGACCUGGUUCAUCCAUCGUCAAACUUGGCGCAGCUCUUUUCAGAUUCAGAUGAACGGUUUAUCUCAGAAUCGUGCGCACUGCGAGACAAAAAGGUUUUGGCAAGACUUGUUGAACUGGGAAUGAUGUCUGAUGUUUUGUCAUCAACAUUGCUUAUCGAUAGGUGUAAAUCCAUAGAAAGAAUUGCAGUUGACUGCAACCACUGUGCGAAAGAAAGACUCAGGGUUUUAUUGAAAUAUUUGGCGAAUACAGAAGUCGAUAUUGAAGUAUUAGAUGAAGUAAAAAAUGUUUCAUUUCUUCCUGUUUUAGCACAGCCAAGCGACUGGGCGUUCACAUGGCAUUCCGCGGAAACAAUAAAUGACAUACUAUGUUUUGAAAACAAUAUGUGCUCUGCGUUUGAAAGUAAUGUAAUAGAACCGCUAAUGCUAGGCAAACCGAUCUCGAUGUUCAGGAUGAAUUGUUUACGAUGCGUUGGUUCUGUGCGUCAUAUACUUGACGAGAACCAUUCCGUUUUUUCAAAUGUUUACGAAAAACUAGGCGUGUGUAACGAAAUGCAUUUUACAUUAGAUAUGUUACUAGAACAACUUUCUGUCAUAGGAAAUAAAUUAAUUGAAAAUCGACAUGAUAAUCUCAUUGAAACCAAAAGAACAUUGAGCACCCUUUAUUCAGCGUUAGACAAGUUGUCAAUCAACAUGACGACAAGCGAAUUUCAGAUACAUAUAAAGAAGUUCGAUUCAUUAAUGACGACGCCUAUUAUUGACGUGGGUAGUGAUGUGGUUCCCCUUUUCAAGGUGGCAAAGAGAAUGAAAAAAACGUGCACGCCUGAUUUGUUUGAAUUGCCUGCAAACACCAUCCCUGAACAUUUAAGAAUAUUUGAAAAGUUUAGGCUUAAAGAAAGUUUCUUCGUGGAUGACAUCAUUAGUGUUUUGCAAGUCAAGUUUCAACUUUAUAAAGAGGACUGUUUUAACUCCAAUAUCGAUAAUGUAAUUGAUCUUUUAAUUAAUUUAGAAUGGUGUAUGCGACAACAAAAUAUUACGUACGAAGAAUUAUCAUUGUUUAAGGAAGUCAUUAUUGCUCCUGAUAAGGAAGGAAAUCUGUUCCCAACAUAUGCAUUAGCAUUGGAAGAUAAUGAAUUUUCGUCAAGGACACCAUUGAGAUUAUUGAAUGAGGGCAUUCCACCUAGGGUUGCAAAAGCUGUCGGUGUACGGUCAAAAAGAAUACAACUUAUCAAACAGAAGACCAAAGUUAUUCCCUUCGGUCAACAUGAGAAAUUAACAACAAGAUUAAGAGGACUUUUAAAAGAUUAUCCUUGUGACGACAGUAUCAUGAAGGAGCUCAUACAAAAUUCUGAUGAUGCGGGCGCAAGUGAAAUCCAUUUCAUAAAAUACUAUGAACAAAAAUAUAUCGUACGGUCAGUUGAAAACGGAGACAGACUUCAGCCAGCACUAUGCGUAUAUAACAAUAAAUCAUUUACUGAAAAAGAUUUUGAAGGGAUCAAAAACCUUGGAAUCGGUAGUAAAACAGAUAAUUCAUUUAAAACCGGUAAAUUUGGCGUUGGUUUUAAUGCCGUCUAUCAUAUUACCGAUAUGCCAUCGUUCCUAACUAAAGGACCAGGCUUGGGACAGCUGGGUCAGGUAUGCAUGUUUGAUCCAUUGCUGAAGUCGAUUAGCGAAAUAUCAGAAGGAGAACCUGGUAUUCGAUACAAUGUUGAAGACUUGUUGGAGGAUUUUCCUGACAGUACCUUAGGUUAUCCGCAUAUUCUAAGUGAUUGUGGGACAAUGUUUAGGUUUCCUCUAAGAAGCGAACCUUCAGAAAUCAGUGCUAAUUUUAUGUCAGAAAGAGAUGUUGACAAUAUUUUGGACUCGUUUAUUUUGAAUAUGCAUGAAAACUUACACUUUGUAAAAAAUUUAAGGAAGAUCAAAGUUUUGCAAUAUGAACAAGGAAAGUACACCGAACUUUAUUCGGUUGAAUCAGAACUUUCUGAAAAUGACACAAAUAAACGCGCUCAAUUUUUUCAGCAUAUCAAAGAAGUAUGUUCUUUGGAUAAAAAAAUGGUUGCUUUGCGCAGUGAACGAGAACCUGUCACAUACCAAAUGAAUUUACGCGAUUCUAACGGAGAGAAUGAAACAUGGCUUGUGGUAUAUAAAUUUGGAAGCAACGAUGAGGAUUUAAUUAAAAAAAUGAUAUCGCAAAUUGACUAUGAUGAUAACAACAUCAUGUCUUUAGGCGGUGUCUCUUUAAAAUUACCGGUGUUUGCAACAGAGCUAAAGUCCGAAGAGUUUGAGAAUGGACACCAACAUUCAUGUUGCAAAGGAAAGCCUUACUGUUUUCUGCCGUUAACUGGCACAACUGGGCUCCCGUUUCAUGUCAAUGGCAAUUUUGCGGUAGACAGAGGACGUCGAGGUUUGUGGAGAGAUGAACAAGGAUAUCGAAAACAAUGGAAUGAAUUUCUUUUACAUGGUGUUGUCACAGAAUGUAUUCGUAAAGCAUUAUUAUUUCUUCAACAUUACUUGAUAAACAAUAACAUGCCAAAUCAGCAAGAAGAUUCAAUCAGAAAAAAAUACUUAGGAAUGUAUUUCUCUUAUUUUCCAAGCGUGCAUGACACAACAGACUCUUAUUGGAAAGGAUUUGUAGAAAAACUGUAUGCAAUCAUGAUACGGCAGUUGUGGAAGGUUUUUCCAUUUGUUGCGAAAAUUUCGAAUGAACAAUCAGUGCGGGACAGAGAUAAUGAUUCCGUUAGCAUUAGUUGGAUACAUUUGGCAACAGACAAAAAGUCGAUAAACGGUGGUGGUUUAGUAAAUUCUCUCUAUAAAUAUAAUGCCUUGGAAGAUGCAAUUAACAUCGAAAACGUGUUGAAAAACUUGGGAAUAAUAAUAACUGAGACCCCUCUGGAUGUCAUUACGAGAAUAAAACAAGCUCGUCAAUCGUCAGUUGUUUACACUAAACCCAUUGUUGUUAUGCAAAUUAUCAAAGACAGUUUAACUGAACGUGACUGCCAUUUGGGGGUAACCGUGCUAAAUAAUAUACAAGUCGUUGAAAGUCUUUUAAAAUAUAUGCUACGGUGCAAAACGUUCGACGAAGACGUGCUUGGACUGCCUUUGUGUGUAACAAACAACUUGAUCGUUAACGUAUUUGGUAAAGAUAUUCUUUUUUGUUCGGAGUAUUGUGACUUGGUACCUGCGUCUUCAAAACAGUUUCUGCACGGACGUUUAGUAUCCUUGCUGAAAAGACCUAAACUAUUUGAAAAGAGAAUCCUUAAAGAAUAUACAACACACGACUUACUUCAACAGCUACCAGUUUCAUACGAUCCUUCAGUAUACAAAGCUGGAUCUACAAUAGAGUGGAAGAAUGCUGAAACAUCCUGUUUCACACCGGAAUUUAUCGCUCGUCUGUUCGGCUUUCUACAACAAAAGCAAGUGUGUAGUGAACAUGAGGAAAACAGUAAUGAUGAAGUGCAAAUCUUCCAAGCAUUUGAUAUUAUUUCGGAUUGGUCUUUCUUGCCUUCAAUAGAAAAUACUGCAUCAGGCAAUAAGUUUAUGCUGAUUCCAUUCAAAAAAGCACAUAUGUUAUUAGAACAACCACAAAUGGAUGAUAUUCAUCCGUUACUUUCAAAACUCAAAAUACCGACAUUGGAUGCAUCCGUAUUUCGAAAUUGUAAAGACGUGCGUGUCACAAUAUCUCACAUGAUUGCAUCUGAAAGGAAACCUGACGUUUUACUGCGAUGUUUGUAUGAUAAUCGAUUCAGAUUCGAAGGUUUGGACAUGACGAGUGAGGAGGCUACGAAAUUAUUACUGUACUUCAUGCAGUAUAAAGAAACUAUUCUUGCUAAAUUAGGUCAUGAUGCUAAAACAUUUCUGAAAUCUCUUCGAUUGUUUGAAGCAAUUGACGGAAGUUUUGUAAGUCCCCUUCUUGGGCAUUAUGAAAUAUUGGUUAUUUCAAAGCUGAUUCCAACUGAUGGUCUGAACGACUUAUCACGUGACUUAAAGAUGCGCAUUUUAAAACGAAAUGAUGAUCUGUCAAAACUUUACUAUUUUCUCGAUUUGAAAGAGUGUGAUCACUUGCAAAUAUAUAAUGAUAAAAUCAUUCCACACAUGUUCAAACUGCAAAAACAUCACUGGAUGGCUCAUAUUAAAUAUUUAAAAGAUAUGUUCACUCUUAGCAGCUCCAGCAUUAGCUUAUGGCAAGAUUGUAUUAUUGAUAAAAUGAAAACUCUACCUUUCAUACUCAUUAAUGGAAAGGAUUACACUGCGAUGCAGCUAUAUGACAUAGGGCAUCCUGUCUUUCAAACAAUGUCAGAUUUAACAAGUGACAUCACAUUUCUACCGCCACAAUUUAUGGAUAGGGAAUGGAAAACAUUCAUGAUUACACUGGGGCUUAAUAUUAAGCCAACGGGUGAAAUGCUAAUACGAUAUGCAAGAAUACUAGAAGAUCACGGAACUAAAGGUUUGACAAAGGAUUUAAAAGAAAAGUCCAAUAUCUUGGUAAAAUAUUUACCAUUCUAUCACAAUGUUCUUCAGACAGUUAAAAAAAUAAAGUUUGUUGUGCCAUACGAUGUGCCAUGUACAUUACAAAGCAUUGUUUCUUCAUUAGGUGAUCCAACGCAAUUUAUGUGUUUAGAAGGUUCUUGUCAUUCCAAACAUAUGAAGAUCUGUUGGUCAACCGUCCCACUUUUCGAACAUUGUUUUGAUAAAGAAACGAUUAAUCAGUUGAACAUGAAGACAAAGCCAACUGUAGAUGACGUAAUAGUACAUGCAAAACGAAUGUGUACCAGCAAUACAUUCCCUCUCAAAAGAAGUCACAUGAAACAUGUGUAUGAAUACCUUUCUAAGUUACGAAAUUGGCAUAUUGAAAGCUGUCGAGAACGCUUAAAAGAUACCCCAUGUAUUUCAGUUGGCGAUAGUGCGAUGGUGAUACCGUCCAUGGUAUUUGUUUCAUCUUCUACAUCCGAUGAAAUCAGGCCAUAUCUGUAUAAGGCCUCACCAAAAUUAAGCUGUUAUUUUGAAUUGUUCAAAAAACUAGGGUCAUCAGGAGACGUCUCCUGUACACAGUAUGCCUAUGUUCUGGAGGCGAUUCGUGCAAAACAUACCAACUCACCGUUACCGCCAAACGAAUUAGAACUAGCCGCAAAAGCAUUAAGAAAAAUAUUAUGUAUUCUGAAUUCAACUGAUGAAGAAGACAACGAGCGAAAGGAUAUGACACUUCUGUCCAGGUUGUAUUUGCCGAACAGAUGUAACCAAAUGUGUACUUCAGAUGAAUUAGUGAUAGACGACAACACUUUUUAUUGUGAGUAUAUACAGAAAAGGCGAUCAAUCAAUGUGUUUCUCGGUUUCAGAGAAUUACAAAUAAGUGUUCUUGAUCCUGUUACCGCGUUCCAAGUGUUUCCGAAAAAGCUGCAACCUUGUUUGUUGUCAGAAAAUGUAGAAGAGCGUGUGUCUUUGGAAACUAUGUGCGAGGUUCAAAAUAAAAGCACACAAGUAGCGCACUUUGAGAGGUUCCUUCGAUCAUUUGAAUUUCUUGAGGGUUUCUGCAGAAUAUUAGUGAACCAAAUGGAUGAUUUUGAUCCUAAUUUAGAUACACGUCUAAACAAUAUACUCUCAAAUACUUGCAUUAAAGAGGUAGUUGAUCUUCAGGCUAUUGUUGUGUACAAAGAUGAAAACGUAGGAUUUUUAAACAAGGACUUCUUUGUCCCCAAACCUUUACGAACUAAAUCGACUUAUAAUAGCCUGGUUUUAGACGGACAGCUUUGUCUUUAUUUUAAAACAAGGAAUGAUCAAGACACAAAAUCUCUAAUAAGCGACGGCGUUAUGGAAUUGAUAACACGUGUUACAGAAGAUCGUAUUAUGACCAAAGAUAAGCUUUCGGCAUCUUCAUCUAUGCUUUUGAAAAACAUGUUAGAGUUUGUUGACAAACCGGAAGCUAUUUGGACGUUUUUGGAUCAGAAGAAAAUUCGAAAAUAUGAUUGCACCAACGUCAAAUCGUUUGCCGCUUUUCCAAACGCCGGAACGUAUGUUGAUAACAAGUUUCACCCAUUCCUGAUACAAGCGAUUUCGCCUUUUAAUGAACGCGAGUAUGACUUUGCUGUUCUAGAGCUAGAAACCGAUGAUGCUACCAACGAUGAUUUACUAUAUAUUUAUGUCAAUAUUGUGAAUGUUAUUCAUCCAGAUGAUAACUCAACAUUGGGUAUCAAAUAUGUCAUCAACGUAGGGCCUCGUCAGUCUGGAAAUAUAACGGUGCCAAUUUUUAGACUGUAUAAAUUUGUCAAACAAAGUGACGAAGUUGAUAGUCCAAGCACUGGUGUAUUUGAAGAAAAACCUUUUGAUUUUACUUGUAACCAAAUUUGGGCUUUAUUAAAUGAAACAUUUGCACGUUUUGCUGAUGCCGAUAAGAUGAUAAUAUUGCGACGCUUAUUUCUGCACUGUCAUCUAAUAAAAUGUCAAACUGACACAUUUAACGCCAGAAGGACAAUAAAUUAUCUCCUGACAUCAAUUAUAAGGCUUGAAAAUAACGAAGAGAAUAUUGAGCCUCUUGAUGAGAAUACAGGUGUGUCCCGACCGGAUAUGGCCGCUUCGAGAUUCGUGCGUUUUCUCUCAAAAGUGGAAGAAAUUGGCAACGUUUAUGCGGAAGACUUUCGCAAAUAUAUCAGAGUCUAUAUUCAGUCAUGUCGUAAGGGUAAGUUUGCGCAUAUCAGUUCAAAAGAUAGCGAAGUUUGCAGCCCAGGGGAAUAUCGUAGAUGGUUAAAUCAAGCGAAAUUAGAUUUUCGCACUGGACAAGCAGUAAUGCGAUGCACAGGCAGUCAUCCGGAAACAUAUAAUUGGAUAUGCUACAUUUUUCACCAAUCGUGUGAAAAGGCAGUCAAAGCAGCGUGGUUCCUGAAAAAUGCAAACAAAAUGAAUAGUAUUUUGCGAAGUCAUAGUCUGCUUGACCUGUGCAGAUGUCUUGAGAAUGAGUUCAUCGAUGCUGAGGCUAGGUCGUUGGAAGUCCGCCUCAAUAUUCACAAUAACGGGAGUUUCCGUCUUCGCUAUCCUGACUGUGUAGACGGCUCCAAUAUUCCGUCCGAUGUAUUCAGUAAAGAGGAUGCUGAAUUCGCUCUCGAAACUGCAAAGAAGAUUUUAGAUUUGGUGGAUGCUUUAUCACUAUGAUUGGUUAUUUAUUAAAUCAUGACCGAUCAAACGUGAACACUUGCAUUUUCUUUAGAGUUUUAAAUUGUUCGAACCAAUAGACCAAAACAUGAGCUUAUAACACGUUCAACGUGUAGUAAUUUCGCCAGUUUUACCUUAUCGUGAACUGUUUUGUUAUACCUUUAAAUAACUGUUUAUUAUAAUUGUAUUUCCAUUAAAUUUAAAAGAUAGUAUAAAUAUAUUUCGCGACCAACAAUAAAUGUUAAAUGAUAGCUAUUUUAAUCUAGUCGUGGAAAAUUAUUGUUAAAAAAGAAUAUAAUAUUUGGUUUUGCGGACCCUUUCAGAAGUAGUAUUAUUUUUUUGAAAGAUUGCAUAAAAUCGAAUAUUUUUUUGCUGAAGUUCAUCGUUUUCGAUCGAACGUAUAAAUUAAGAAGAUAAAUAACAUGUAUGCUGAAAUCUGUAUUGUACAUAUAGUUAAUAUUUAGUUUGUGAAAUUCUAUAAUGUAAUUGAUAAUUUCAUCCUCACACAAAGUGAUGUGAAAAUACAAUCUGAGCAAGCACAUAGACAUUUGGGAGAUAUGUGCAUCUACGUGAGUAAGUCUUACUCUGAUCAUCUCAUCACUACGGUUUGUUGUAAAUAUUCUUGGCGUUUUAAUGAAUAAUAGGAAAUGUGUCUGUUGUAAAUACACAAUUUACUUUACUUUUAUCAUGUCUAUUGAUUUUUUUACGGCGAAAACUUGUUUAUGUUUAAAAUGUUCAUGUCGCACGUGACAACAUUGUGGUAAAUCAUGUGCAACGCAUCCUAUUUUUUAUGUAAAUAAUGUGUAUGAUGUAUAAUGACAACUCUGUCUGUUGUAAAUACAGUUUUCUUUGAUGUACAUUAGCAAUUAUUCCUCGUGUAUGUACCUUAAGAUGAUAUGUCUUUAAAACUGUUUGUUUGUUAUAAAAACAUAACGUUUUAUUAUUGAUAAUGACUACUAUGUUGGCUGUGAAUAUUGCCUUUUUAUGUGAUGUGUAACGAAUACUUAGUUUGAAAAUAACAUAUGUAUUUUAUGAUAUACAGUAGCAACUUAUUAGUUUGUAUAAAUGUUUGUUCGAUAUAUUGUGUCCAUUAUAUUUGAUGCAUUUUUAUUUAUAAUAUCAGCUAUGUUAGCUGUAAAUACCUUUUUGUGUCUGUCAAAAAUGAGUAAUAUGUGUGUCUUUUGUCGUCGUCGUCGUCAAUGCGAACCUUCCACCUAACAAAUUAAACUAUUAGACAUCAACACAAAACUUCAACGGCAGAUAUAUUUCAAUAUACGGAAGUGCAGUGCUUAAAGAUGAAAAUCUGCAGCACGUUCUUCUUGAGUUAUUUCUUUUUGUUUUAUUUCGAACUGGAGUAAUUUUUCAGUUUCGCCUCAGCUAUUGUUAAUUAGGCAACAUAUCCGACUCGCGGAGUUCCUGAUAACUAUAUGUAAAAUUCAUGUAGGUUGAUGUUACUUGUGUGAAAAUGAUUAUGAAUUUAAAUAUGCAAUGCAUUACUUGAUUUAGCUGUACUCUUAUGUGCACUUUGAUUAAUAUAGUUUCAUUAAAAAAAUAGUUUUACUGUGUAAAGGAUAGAAUGCGAAUAUCGUGUAUUAUUGAUUGGCUGCUUGUAUUGAUUGUAUGGUUAAAGUUGAGUAUACUUGUAAAUAAAUCAUUAAAUGUAGUUAAAUUUUACAACAUAAUUAUGUUAUUCGGUAAAAUCCGAAUUCCGAAUAUAUGUUGAGCUUAUAUUUUUAGUUAUCUGCAUGUUGCAUGCGAAGAAAUCGUAUUUGUUACACAUCAAUUGUGUUAUAUUUGAUUCGUUAAAUAUAUAUUUGAAUACCCAAAUUAAAUAUCUUACAAAUCAGGGCUAAUCAGGGACGGCACUCUCCGCCUAAUCUACAUUUUCGUUUUGAAGAUAGUUCCUUUAAACGAAAAAUUCAAUUAAAGCGGAAAGCGUCGUCCCUGAUAAGCCUGUGCGGGCUGCAUUAAGCCCAGUUUGCCCGGAAAGAGGCUUAUAAAGUAGUUCAACAUCGACGUAGAAAAUACCAUGUUAGUGUUGAAUAAAGAUAACUUUCUUGAGCAAGGGUUAGAAGGGUUAGAAAACCUAAACCACGAGCCAUCAUGAUAUUAUCGUGCUUUUGGUUUAUAGAAAAUAGCAUUGAAACAUCGUGUUACAAUUAUCUGGAAUAAGCCAUUAUGGUCAAUUAUGACACUCGAUUGUAAUGUGAGUUUUAUUGUUACGCAGUAUCUGCUUUUUUAUUUUGUUGUUUGACAUAAAUGAAGAAGUAGUAAAUAGUUUUUGCUUUUUCAUAUUGUGUUUACAUUUUCUUAUUGGUAAAAGACGAUGUUCUUUGCGGUGUCCCGGGGUUUAUUAUAUUGUAUUAUUUUGUAUUAAUAAAUAAGUUCACUCAUCAUUAUCAGCAUCGAAUGUACAAUGUUUGAAAUGCCCGCGUUCUUUUUCCAAAAUGAUUGUUUAGGUUUUCGUAUUUUCUGUAAUGUAAAUGCUUUAUAACGUUUAUUUCAUUUAUAAGUGAUUAUCACACAAAAAAUAUUGAGUGUGUGUGUGGGGGGGGGGGGGUCAAAGUUUACUGCAACAUAGUAUCAUUCGGUAAAAUUUGCCUCGAAAAAAUGGUCAUUGAGUUGUGUGUGUGAAGUCAGUAAUAUAUUUCUACUUAUGUGGUGCGUGUAAUCUAUCUAGGUGACAUUGAUUUAUAUUUACAUAAUGCUAGAUCUACCCAGCGUAUUUACGUGCAUCGAAAUUACGCAUUCAACAUUAACCAAGUUAACGUUAAUGUUAUAAUUAUGUAAAUGAUGCGUGUUCUGAGAAAACUGGGCUUAAUGCAUGUGCGUAAAGUGUCAUCCCUGUUUAGCCUGUGCAGUCCGCACAGGGACUUCCUUGAAACUAAAAAUACCAUAAAAGCUGAAAGUGUUGUCCAAGCUGUGCGGACUGCAUACUCUAAUCUGGGACGAGACUUUACGCACAUGCAUUAUGCCCAGUUUUCUCAGAACGAGGCUCAAAUGAUGUGUAUGUCCACGCAUUACUGUCUGCAUUAUAACAAAUAUUAUAAGAAAACUCGGGAUUUGAAACGGGGGAAAUCGUGCUGUUGUUUUCAUAAAUUUCAAAGUUAUUGAUUACUGGGUUAUGUAUUUUUGGUCAUAGUUUUGCAGUUGUGUAUAAUGGAAAAUAUUGAAAUUUAUUUUCAGUUCACCACUACGAUAUGGCUUUAAUAUGAGUGUUUGUUUAUUUUACGGAAACUCAAUACGUAAAGGCCAGCUCGUGUCGUUUAGACAUGAUUAAUAUGUUGAAAUCGAUAUAGCAAUGAAUACCAUAUUUCUUAAACGUAAUUAGAACAGUCUAUACACGGUAAUGACGGAAAAAAAUAUUUUAAAAAAAUCUGCCAUAUGGAGUCAUUUAAUAAUUAUCAUUAUUAUAUUAUUUUAUGGAACAGAAGUUUUAAUUUGUUUUCAAACAUAUCAUUUUACUUUUUGAUAUGUUUAUUCAUAUCUGAUUUAUUUGUCAUACUAUAUUUUAUUAAAUUGAUGUGAAAUUAAUUGAACUUAUGAUUGUAUGUUUUAUAUUGAUAUUACAGUUGCCUUGUCGAUAAUCUUGUCGAAUAAGAACAUGUACUCUGUGUAUAUUGAUUUAAAACUGACUUUUGUGUUUUGCUGAUCAUAUCCAGGACUCCUCUUGCUUGAAUACACGUAUAUGAAAUACUGUUGUCAAAAUUAUACUAGUACUUCAUCGUCGGAACCACGGCAUAUAUUGAACCGUCUGGUAAAAUUCAUAAAUUUUGAUGAGCAAACAAAUGAAAUUUUACUUCACGUUUAGAUAUGAAGUCUGGGAAGCAACGACAUUUAGAGACUAAAGGUUAAUAUGAAAAAGCGCACGGAUAUAUAUGUAAAUAUUUAGAAGGAACACCGCCUUAACUGUAACUGUUUUGAAAACGCGUCGUUUGACUAGUUGAAUUUACCUACAGAAUUAGACACGGAAACCAGCGAUGCCUCAUUAAUAUUCAUAACUAUAACAAGCCAAAUCUCCCGCGGCCAAUCAAGAGUCAUAGGGAUUGAGUAUACGUGAGUUCCGACGAUGACUUGUAGUUUUCUUAAUAGCAUAUUUUGUUUACAAUUCAAGCAAUUAAGGAACUGGAAUAAUAUCAAACAACGAAAUGUAUAAUUAUAUAUGACUCGAUAUGAUCACGUAUAAUUGCGAUAAGAUUGCUCGGGUUCAUACCUUUAAACCAAAGACCUAGAAUAAAUGUAUUCUAGAUCUGUGUUUAAACCUUUAAAUAUAUGUAGACCAAAGACAAAGACCUAGAAUAUUCUAGAUCUUUGUAUUCUAGAUCUUUGUGUAGACUAAUGUAUGUUUUGUUUGUUAUGAUGAUUAGGCUGCAUAUUUGAACAUAUUUAUAAUUAAUCUGUGUGUGUGUAGAUAAGUAUAAUUAUUGUUUUACAUGUAUUGUAAUAAUGGUUUACUGGAAUCAGCUUGUCUGUCCGUGUAGCGUUAUAUUUUAUCAGUAGCAUGGCUUUAAACCAUUUAAGCUUUCGACUGCAAACUUAAAAUUGCAGAAAUGUUGCUAAGCGGAGUGCAGUACCAAACAAUAUAAUGACAGUUUUCCAUGUGCGAUAAUUUGCUCAAUAACUAAUUUAAAGAUUUUAACUUCAAAUUCCAUACAUGGAUAGAUGGUUGUUAGGUGGUUUAAAUGCUGCAGAAUUAUAAAUAAUUGUUUUAAUUUGUCUUUUUUUCUGAUAUUGGCAUUUUAAGAGUCACAAAGCCAACCCCCAUAUUCAUAGAUGGUUUUUCAACGAUAGUAUCCGCUGUGCAACAGAUUUUAAACUCGUGCUAAAAUAUUUAUAGAGUUAGAACAAAUUAAAAUUUUUCCACGUCCAUUAUUUUUUUUUUAAGUUAGUGGAAGGCUUUGUAUAUUUCUACAUGGAUACCGUAUAGUAAAUCAACGUGCAGUUUAAAAAACUCUUAUCUUUAUUAUUUACGGACUAAUUCCAAUUUGUCAAUGAAGAGAUUAAACAAAUGUUCCAUACUUGACGAAUUAUGGAACUAUUGUUAAAGAAUUACAACUCUCUGGCUGCAUUAUGAAUAAAAUUAAUACCGGU